Molecule: messenger RNA, 1157 nt
Organism: Linum trigynum
Lineage: Eukaryota; Viridiplantae; Streptophyta; Magnoliopsida; Malpighiales; Linaceae
Source: the annotation of a GenBank genome assembly
GCCUCUCCAGCCAGUGCCUCGGCGCAUGCCUUGCCUUUUGUUCUGUUCCAAACUCGAUCUUGUGUGGUUAUGCUGAUCCUACUUUUGUCCAAAUCUGAAAUCCAAAUUCAGAUGGUAGUUUUUUUCUAAUGUUCAACUACGAUGAUUUUGAGUUUUGACCUCUUGUGAUUUCAUUUGACAGAGAAAUCUAAUAGUGAUUCCUACGUCUCUUCAUACUAAAUACAAACUAAGAACACUAAUUCCAUUUCUGACUCCUUCACUCCACGGCUCUAUUUGACUAUCAUAAAUGUAGUUGAUCAUUAGGAGCCAUAUCCAACACAGUUAUACUUUCUCACACCUUCAUCAUGUUGACACCAAAUCACCACCAUAGUCGCCUGCUGCUGCCCUUAUCAUUGUUGCUACUCGUUACAAUCCCGACCACCUGCGAUGCCUACAACUUCUCGGUCACCAACAAGGCCCCAGUAACCACGAUUGGAGGUUUACGUUACGCCAUAGAGAUCGGUGAAAGGUACAGCAAGAUUGUCAUGUCGCACAGUGCAAGUACCGUAUUGCAUGUGCUGGGCGUGCACGAUGGUGGCAAGCCUGUUAAGGACAUUAGCUUAACCAUUGAGGAAGACCUUGGUGAAGGGAGAUGGGCAUACGUCAGCGACAUCAGCAACAUCCACGUCAGCGGGAGCUACAUUGGCAGCUACAAGGGAAGGGACGUGAAGAAGGAAUUUGCAGGCUUGAUUUACCAUUGCAUGACGCUGGUGUUGCAGUGGAACGGCAAUGGCCAGGCUCCCGCCUGGUUGCUGACUGGGAUCGCGGAUUUCGUGAGGGCGAGAGCCCACUAUCCGGGGGAUAACUGGGUGAAUUUUGGGAAGGGAGACAAGUGGGACCAAGGGUACGACGUUACAACUGGUUUCUUGAUUUACUGCGAACUUCAGCACAGGAGGUUCGUGGCUAAGCUGAAUAAGAAGAUGAAGUAUGGAUAUAACGACGGCUUGUUCCUGGAGCUGACUGGGAAGAGCAUUGCCCAGCUUUGGAGUGAUUACAAGUCCACUUAUGGAAAUUUCUCUGGCCAAUGAACCAACUGAUGGAUCACAUUCAGUGUUUCUACCUACUGAUGGAUUGCAAAGCUUCUGGUUCGUUUUUAUUGAUAAAGUAGAAGUGUAACA